AUGGUCUCCCAGCCGGUGCCCGCCCUGGGGCUGCCCUCCUGGUACAUCCUCCAGGAGGUCCUGAGCCGCGUGGACGCAGAUCCGACCAGCGCCGCCGUGGUGGUGCGCGCGCACGACGAACGUAUCAAGGACCCUAGGCGGGCCGCGGUGGCGAUCAAGUGCAUCCCGCGGUCCUGCGUGGCGCGCGGCGCCAAGUACAUAGAGCGCGAGGUGCUGCACCACCGGCGCCUGUGGCACCGCCACGUGGUGAUGUUCAGGGAGCUGCUGCUCACGGACAGCCACCUGUGCAUCGUGAUGGACUACAUCGGCGGCGGCACGCUGCACCAGCUCGUGCUGGAGAAGAGGCGACUCAGCGAGGGACUCGCCAGGUGGUUCUUCCAACAGCUAAUCCUUGCAGUCGACUACUGCCACCAGAAGGGCGUCAUGAACCGGGACGUGAAGCUUGAGAACAUCGUAGUGGACGACAGGCAGAAGCACCACCCUGUGGUGUACGUCUGCGAUUUUGGGCUGUCCAAGCAUGUCAACAAUUCCGACCCCACAACACUGCUAGGGACCGGUAAAUACAUGGCGCCGGAGGUCAUCUACCAAGGGGCCAAAGGGUUGAGGUACGAUGGCAAAAAGGCGGACAUCUACUCUUGCGGCGUGUGCCUUGCCGUCAUGCUCUUCGGAUACUACCCUGAGGUGCUGGUAGGCGGCCAGCCGGUGACGAGCGACAACGAUGCGCGCCAGACCGGCAUGAGGGUCAAGGCGCUGGUCGGCGCCGGAGAGGCCUGCCUGCAGGUCGUCCUGCCCCAGCAGCGGGACGCUGACGGUGAGUAG
This is a messenger RNA of Ostreobium quekettii, 819 nucleotides long. The record is from the annotation of a GenBank genome assembly. NCBI's taxonomy places the organism in Eukaryota, Viridiplantae, Chlorophyta, Ulvophyceae, Bryopsidales, Ostreobiaceae.